CCGCAAACUGGUCACCGAUUGACAAUGCUUCCUGUGGUCUUGGUAGACCGUGAGUGGCCUAGAGGGUAGUGUUUCUGUUAUGUAAUUCUAUGAUCCAACAUGUUGAAAUAGUCGUUGGUUUUGGGUUUGUUUCCCCUUGAUCUAUCGCUGAUUUCCGUGCUCUAUCCGUUUUGUGACAACAUAAAGUAAUACCGUAAUCGUUUGUGACAUAUGAUUUGAUUUUAAACCCAAGAUUGUAUCUCUCUUAAAGAAAUGCUUCGCCUUUGUCAACAAGCAAUCGUUGUGUCUCCUAAACGCUAUCCUAGCUUAAUGGCUUACAGAGCAUUAGGAAGCGCUGGGCAGAUUUCCCCUGGACCUGUAGGUUUGUACAGAUCCUAUCUCGACCAAAAGCUGCUAGUGCCGGACGAGUAUCAGAGGCGCGCCGUGAAUGAGUUGCAGGGACUUUAUCACAGGAUUGUCGAGUACGGGACUGCUACACAAAACACCAGCAAAGGUGAUCCUCCCCCUGUGGUGCCCAAGGGGCUCUACCUGUAUGGUGGGGUUGGCAGUGGAAAAACCAUCCUCAUGGACAUGUUCUAUGAUACGGUGCCAAUCAAAAGCAAGAGGCGGGUCCACUUUUACUCUUUCAUGCUGCAACUGUACUCUGAGAUCAACCGCUGGAACCUCUGCUUCCCUGAAGAUGAAAGUACAUUUGAUGUAACACCAAUUCAAGAUAUAGCAAGCAGGCUUAUUAAUGACAACAAGCUUCUUUGUUUUGAUGAGAUGCAAGUCACUGACUAUGGCUCUGUUCGACUUCUUGAGGGCAUUUUUUGCAGCAUGUUUGACCAAGGUGUUAUUGUGGUAGCAACUUCAAAUCGUUCACCAUCAGACCUUGGGGCUUCAUCAUUUGGUCGGGAAACUGAAGCUGAGGAAACAGCAUCAUCGCUUACUCGGUUAUUGGUUAGAUACUGUGAUAAGUUUGAAAUGAACUCUGGAAUGGACUACAGGACAGUGCAGAGGCCCGGAAAAAAAACAUAUUACCAUCCUAUUAAUAGUGACACUGACGCAAUACUGAAUUCUGCAUUCUGUGAUGUUGUUGGGGCAGGUACAAAACUCACAAGGACUUCCCUCCAGGUGUAUGGUCGUAAUGUAGUAGUACCGGUGGCCUCACAAAAUGGUGUGGCACGGUUCUCAUUUGAUGAGCUCUGUAGAUCACCCCUAGGCCCAGCUGAUUACAUAACCAUCUGUAACAACUACCACACAGUAUUCCUGGAAAACAUCCCUCAGAUGAAUAUCUACCAGAAAAAUGAAGCAAGGCGAUUACUUAGCUUCAUUGAUGCUGUGUAUGAGAGUCGUGUCAAGUUGUAUUGUACUGCAGCCAGUGCCCCAGAAGACCUCUUCCAGCUUAUUCCAAGGAACUCCCAAGAGGACCCCGAUAAGAUGCAUUUAGAGAUGAUAGGAGAAUUAGCAUAUGACCUUCAACUGAGCAAGCUGGAUCUGGCAUCCCUAGGAAUUCUUACUGGAGAAGAAGAGAUUUUCUCAUUCAAGCGAUGUAUAUCACGUCUGAAUGAGAUGCAAAGUGAGAUUUACCAGCAAUCCAAGCAUCGUGCACAAAGCUUUUCUCCAUACAUCGGCACAAGCACAGAACAAGUAGAGUCAGAGGGACGUCGACGCGUGCGUGAAAACAAGCGACAAACACGUCUGUUGGAGAAGCAAGCGAAUGAUCAACAAGACGAGAUGCCACUCACACCACUAACACAGUCUACAGACUGGGGAGAUGAGGCUAGUUACUUGGCCUGGAGCAAUGAUAUAAUGCGCAAGGAGCUGCGUGACCGUGAACUGGCUGAGCAAGUGAAACGAGAGCAAGUUAUCAAAAGGCGUCAGCCAAAGUUUGGAGAACAGCACUUUUGGGGGUUUGGCUGGUGGGAAAAAAUUAUGGGUAGGGAAAGAAAGAAUAGACCACGUCCAUAGUUUGGUAGUUUGGCUGGUGGGGAAAAAACGUAGGGAUAUGGACAGAAAGAAUAAACCAUGUCCAUGGUUUGUGAGUUGGGCUUGAGGGACAAAAAGCAUUGCAUUUUUCUUGUCUUUUCAAUGAAAGGUGAAACUUUUUAAAUAACUAAAUAUUAUUGUGCUGUUGCCCACAUCAAGAGUUGCCGAGGUAGUAAGGUUCCUGUCCAAACCUUGGAUGUCUUUCAGCUUGGCAGUAGCUUAGGAGGAUUUGUUUAGACUUUAAUUCAGAUGAUGUUGUUUAUCUUAUAGCCAUUGCAGGCCUAAAAUUAUUAGGGGGGGGGGAGGAUACAGUAACAUUGGGGGCACAGCCAUGCCUCCACUGGUCAUUUUCUUAUAAUUUUUGAAAAUAUCGGGGGGGGGGGGGGCAGUGCCCCCAGUGCCCCUCCCCUGCUAUGACCCUGUACCUCAUUACUUGCUCUAUGUGUGAAGCAAACAAUAUAUAGGCCCACGUAGAGAUGUGAAAGUUCUUUUUUGUAUAGCGCACACUCUUUUAGAACAUGUGUGUUGUAAUGUUUUUGUGUCUCGUGCCACUAUUCUGAUGUAAAUAAGCUUGUAACGAUUCACCUACUUCAGUCUACCCUGGAGAAGUCUCAUUAAAGAUGAAACUAUUUGGCUAUUUAUAUUGAUUAAUAUAAAUAACCAACACAUCUA
Messenger RNA from Nematostella vectensis (starlet sea anemone), 2640 nucleotides. RefSeq names its product AFG1-like ATPase. The record is from RefSeq and is a predicted model, not a curated record. The transcript has 2 exons. Lineage: Eukaryota; Metazoa; Cnidaria; Anthozoa; Actiniaria; Edwardsiidae. Gene Ontology annotation, molecular function: ATP hydrolysis activity; ATP binding. The coding region runs from base 253 to 1950 and encodes 565 amino acids. Gene Ontology annotation, cellular component: mitochondrion; cytoplasm.